Trametes versicolor FP-101664 SS1 is the source of this 2134-nucleotide messenger RNA. RefSeq lists its product as uncharacterized. The transcript is spliced from 3 exons. NCBI's taxonomy places the organism in Eukaryota, Fungi, Basidiomycota, Agaricomycetes, Polyporales, Polyporaceae. The coding region runs from base 33 to 1421 and encodes 462 amino acids. The record is from RefSeq and is a predicted model, not a curated record.
CUGUCCGACGCGCCCUGCCUGUUCUCUGGCCCAUGUCCGCCUCCCUCUGUCCGCCUGCCCCCCCUCAGAACAGACACCGCGCAUCCUCCACUAAUGUCCGCCCGCCUCUGACCCUCGCAUCACUCGGUCGCAGACGCUCCAACUCUCUCCUCGACUUGCCGCCCCCGACGCCCUCGCCCUCGUCGCUCCCGCCCACGCCGCGCUCCGGGGACGCCCCAGUGCUCUCCCUGUCAAUACCCCCGCUGCGCGAAUCCCAGCGUCCGCGAUCCGCGCUUUCAUCCAUGCUCGCGAGGUGGGCACAGGCGCUGCACCUCUCUGCUGAGCAGGCCUUCCCCUCCACGCCCUCCUCGCCGCGCAUAAGUCGCUCGAGCUCGGAGGACUCUUCCAUUCUGCCCUUGUCGGCCUCCCCGACCCGCGCGUACUUUGGGGACGUGUUCGCCGAGAAGCCCCAGCCGAAGGCGAAGAACUCGUUGUGGGAAGGUUACCCAUCAGUGCACACGCCCGUGCUGUUCGUGCUCAUCCUGUUCCCACUGUCGAGUGCGAUUGUCGCGCUAUGCAUGUCAACACUGCCCAUCACGAUGGCUUGGCCGCGCACGCUACCCGACCUUGCGCAGCUCGGCAGAGAACUGCACGGCUAUACACAGAGCGGACUGCUCUCCACUGCGCAUGUCAUCGGCGUUAUCUCCGUAGUCACUAUAUGGAUGCACAGCUGGUCAAUACCCGGGAGCGUCCUUGCCAACGUCCUGGCAGGCGCCCUGUUUCCUCCGGUCCUUGCGAUCACCCUGCUCACGUUCCUCACCACGAUGGGUUCGCUGUCUGCAAGCAUGCUCGCUGCGCCUCUAGGACCGUUCCUGACGCAGUGGAUACCCAAACCCCUCGAAAUGACGCGUUCUGCGUUGGAGGGUGACGGCAGCAAAGAGGACAGCUCCGCCCCUUGGGUUCGCCUCUCGGUGCUUCGUCUCGUGGGUGUCGUACCCUGGUCGGGCAUCAACAUUGCGAGCGGAGUCUGUGGCGUCGCUGCAUGGGAUUGCUUCCUGGGUGCCUUGAUUGGGUCUCUGCCGUGGACGGCAGUGACGUGCCAAAUUGGUGACAUCCUCCAGACGGUAGCGACAAAUCCUCGUCCGACAUCACAGUCGGUGCAGUCGCUUUUGACGUCACCCGACAUCAUCAUGAAGCUCGCGGUGCUCUCGUUCCUCUCGCUCGCGCCGAUUCUCGGCCGCAAUCGGCUGCGUGCCUGGCUCGCAUCCGCUGCGCCCGUUACGGAGGAGGAAAUGCGGCAAGCAGAGGACCGGGCAUCUCGGUGGACGUGGGUCAAGGAGUGGCGCGGCCGCAUUCGCUCUUCCUCCCUGUCGCGGACACGUGAUGCGUCGAGAAAAGAACUCGAGACGCUUGUUCGGGAGAAGGAAGGCCUUCCUAUGUGAACGGCACGGCCGCCUCACCCACACCCACGGCACCACCGAUCUCGCCGCUCGUCAGCGGCGAGCUGCGUCCGGCCUGCCUGGCUUGCACCACGAUGCCUGGCUAGCAAGCUUUGGACAGACCGCAGGCACCGAUGACGACUUGCACAGUCCCUCGCCCCGCUAUCUUCCACUGCACACAGAUCUUUUUGCGCGCUUUACGGCCUUGCGGCCCCCUUUCCACGCGCCAGAUCCCCCCACGCCUCACGACCGAGCCUAAUUGACGACCACCGUAAUGAUCUAGACGACACCGGACAGCCGCUUUGGCAGCGCCCGUCGACGCCCCGGCGGCCGCAGACGUCAUGCGCUGCUCACCCCGAGCCCCCGCACCCCGCUCUGCCCUUGUGCUUCUCCUGCUGUCCCGCCACGCCGCACACACACCACGUCUUUACGAUACUCCUUCUGCUGCUUCGGCCUGCAUAUAUCCUAAUUCGAGUCCCUACCGCCCGCACAGUGCUUUACCUAUUUAUUCUCCUGCACGCACCUGCACCUGCUCCCGUCUGGCACCCACCACACCCGCACACACAUGUCCCUUCGCAUCAACUGCAUACGACGGCCCCCACCGCCGCCCCGGCUCGCCCCCUUCAUUCUUGCAUAUCCCCCGCAUCCGCUUGCAUACUUCCCCGUGCUCUUCUCCACACUUGCAUUGGUCUUAUCUCGUGUCGAUUACUACCCGG